AUGCCCACUCUACCCAAGCCCAUCGCCAAAGUUGGCGACCGAGUUACUUUUCUGAGUCGCUCACUGCCCGCCGGCUCCCCAAUUGCCCAAGCCUCACUUGCUCGAGAUCUCGACGAAGCUUCUGAUGAGGCCACUGCAUCAGGGUCGAGCUCGGACACAGAGACCUCAUCUCUGCGACCGACCACCUCUGGCCCCGGUGCAGCCGUUGAUCAUUCCUUUACCGGCUCGUAUCGACGACCAAGCUUUGCAGCCGCCGGCAACAGGGCGACCAUCGUUCCACAUCCACACCGAGAGCAUGAGCGACUUUUCAGGCAGGAAAGAGAGGAGGUGAUCGAGCAAGAGCGUAGUCUCCUGCGUGACAACAAUAUCAUCCCUCCUAAGCACCCUCAAGAAGAUCAGCAACAUCAUAACAUCAUCAGCAAGCACUUGACCAUCCCAAGCAUUAUUCCCGGAGGGGAUAGAAAAGUACUUCGAGAUGAAGAAGCUGCGGGCCAACCGCUCGAUGGGGCGAGGGCUCUGCCAUCGGAGUCAACGCCUUUGCUAGGGGAUCCCUCGUUACCGUAUGGUGGCCAGGAUGACCCUGUGAACAUCAAGGCAAGAUGGGAGGAGGCAGUCUCCGCAGGCAAGAUCCAAACAACAUGGCAACGAGAAGCAAAAGUCUUAGUGCAGUACUCUGCCCCCUUGAUGGUCACAUUUAUGCUGCAAUACUCAUUGACAGUGGCUUCUAUUUUUGCCGUAGGCCACAUCGGUACUGUCGAGCUGGGUGCUGUCAGUCUGGCCUCAAUGACAGCAAACAUUACCGGGUUUGCCAUCUAUCAAGGUCUCGCGACCAGUUUAGACACCCUCUGUGCACAAGCCUAUGGCUCCGGCCGGAAAAAACUCGUUGGACUGCAAAUGCAGCGCAUGAUAUACUUCCUGUGGGCAAUUACCAUCCCCAUAGGCAUUGUGUGGCUCCUCGCCGACAAGAUCCUCAAAUGCAUUGUCCCCGAGCCCGAAGUCGCCGCUCUUGCCGGCCUAUAUCUUAAAGUUCUCCUCCUCGGGGCACCCGGAUUCGCUGCCUUCGAAGCCGCAAAACGCUUUGUGCAGGCCCAGGGCCUCUUCUCCGCCUCUCUCUAUGUCCUAUGUUUCUGCGCCCCGUUCAACGCCUUCAUGAACUGGCUCUUCGUCUGGAAGUUUCGCUGGGGAUUUGUGGGCGCCCCUAUCGCCGUCGCCAUUACCGACAAUCUCCUUCCUCUAGGGCUCUUCAUAUACGUCCGUUUCUUCAGCCAAAAGGGUAUGUCCUGCUGGAACGGCUUCACACGAAAAGCUUUUCACAACUGGAUCCCCAUGAUCAAACUUGCGCUCCCAGGCCUCUUGAUGGUCGAAGCCGAAGUGCUGGCGUUCGAACUCCUCACCUUUGCCUCCUCCUACUUUGGCGUCAGGGCCCUCGCCGCGCAAUCUGUCCUCGUGACCAUUACAUCGAUCGCCUUCCAGAUCCCCUUCCCCCUAUCUAUUGCGAACGCCGCGAAGACCUCCGCCAAAGUGGCCGGCUGCGGAUCUAUCAUCACUGGUCUUUUCAACCUCACCAUUCUCUUCAGCCUCCGCAACGUUAUUCCCAGACUCUUCACGGACAACGAAGAUGUCACCCAGCUCGCCAGCGCCGUCUUACCUGUCUGCGCGGCAUUCCAGCUCAUUGACGCUCUGGCCACGAUCUGCAAUGGCAUCUUGCGGGGUCUUGGGCGGCAGGAAGUGGGGGGCUAUGUGCAGGUCUUCUGCUACUAUGCCGUCGCCAUGCCUAUUAGCAUGGGCACCGCGUUUGGACUGGGUUGGGGCCUUUGGGGUUUGUGGUCAGGAGUAGCGGUUGCGUUGGGGUUGGUGUUUGGAAUUGAGGGAAUCUUUUUGGUCAGAACGAGUUGGGAGAACAGUGUCGAGGAGGCGAGGAGGAGAAAUGAGGGCGCUUGA
Molecule: messenger RNA, 1941 nt
Organism: Endocarpon pusillum Z07020
Lineage: Eukaryota; Fungi; Ascomycota; Eurotiomycetes; Verrucariales; Verrucariaceae
Exons: 1
Coding region: 1-1941 (646 amino acids)
Biological process (GO): xenobiotic detoxification by transmembrane export across the plasma membrane
Cellular component (GO): membrane
Molecular function (GO): xenobiotic transmembrane transporter activity; antiporter activity
Source: RefSeq, a predicted model, not a curated record